AGGACAAAACCCAGCCUGCCUCUCUCCUUCCACACCGAGUCCAAAAACCUACAGUCACUGUCCUGAUUGUGACAGUGGAGCCCAGUUUUCUCUGCAGGAUCCAGAGAUGGCAUCAGUGAAGCUGGAAGACUGCAGUCAAACACUGGAGCUGAAUGUCAAAAUUAAAGAUGAAGAAGAGGAGGAGAAGAUUGGGACAACUGUUACUCAUGGACACCAUGUUGAGACAUUCUCUACAUCCAGAGAGCAACAGCCGGAAGAUCACAGAGCUAAGAGGUCUCACCACUGCCCACAUUACCGACUCAGAUUAAGUCUGAGGCCAGUAACAUCAACAGUGAGGACAAACCCAGCCUGCCUCUCUCCUUCCACACUGAGUCCAAACCUACAGUCACUGGGUCCAGAUUGUGACAGUGGAGCCCAGUUUUCUCUGCAGGAUCCAGAGAUGGCAUCAGUGAAGCUGGAAGACUGCAGUCAAACACUGGAGCUGAAUGUCAACAUUAAAGAUGAAGAUGAGGAGGAGAAGGUUGGGACAUCUGUUUCUGAUGAAGACCAUGUUGAGACAUUCUCUACAUCCAGAGAGCAACAGCAGGAAGGUCACAGAGCUAAGAGGUCUCACCCAUGCCCACAUUGUGAGGAGAUUUUCCCAUUUCUAUCAAAGCUAAAAAUACACCUACAAAUACACACAGGGGAGACUUUGUAUUCUUGCACUGACUGUGGGAAGAGUUUCACAACAUCACAGGCUCUGACAGUUCAUCGGCGAGUCCACACUGGAGAAAAACCUUACUCCUGCUCUGACUGUGGGGAGAGUUUCUCCCAUCAGAGCAACUUAAAAACACACCAACGUAUACAUACAGGAGAGAAGCCUUACUCCUGCUCUGACUGUGGGGAGAGUUUCUCUCAACAGAGCAGCUUAAAAACACACCAACGUAUGCACACAGGAGAGAAGCCUUACUCCUGCUCUGACUGUGGGAAGAGUUUCACCUCAUCAAGCAGCUUAAAAAACACCAACGUGUACACACAGGAGAGAAGCCUUAUUACUGCUCUGAUUGUGGGGCGAUUUUCUCCCAGCAGAGCAGCUUAAAGU
Oncorhynchus gorbuscha (pink salmon) is the source of this 1081-nucleotide messenger RNA. Its product is annotated as zinc finger protein 664-like. The coding region runs from base 107 to 1078 and encodes 323 amino acids. Gene Ontology annotation, cellular component: nucleus. Lineage: Eukaryota; Metazoa; Chordata; Actinopteri; Salmoniformes; Salmonidae. The record is from RefSeq and is a predicted model, not a curated record. Gene Ontology annotation, molecular function: RNA polymerase II cis-regulatory region sequence-specific DNA binding; DNA-binding transcription factor activity, RNA polymerase II-specific. The transcript has 4 exons. Gene Ontology annotation, biological process: central nervous system development; regulation of transcription by RNA polymerase II.